CGAGUAGGUAUUUGAAAUAAAUUAAUUUCGAAAAAUUAUUAAGUAAGAAAUGAGUGCCUUCUUAUUUACUGAUGGUCGAGAUCUUGUUGGAGUUACAAAAGUUCAAGAUAUAAAAUACAUGCAACUUUUGAGAUUUGCAAUGAAUAAUCUCUACGCGUGGCCUGGAAUGAUAGUGGACGAAAAGCCACCUAAAUACCACUUCUAUGGGAAGUGUUAUAUUUUUUUUAUUGAAUUUAUUUGUCUGCCACCUGGCCUGCUUUAUAUAAAACAUAAUCUUGGAACAAUUUCUUUUCUUAUCCUGGGUCGUACAUAUAUAACGGUAUUUAUGAAUAUUGUAGCUUUGCUCAGAUUGAUACUAAUUUUUCUGAAAGAAUAUGAAAACCUAGUAUGCGACUUUGUUAAUAAAAUACAUCUUUUUAAUCACAAACAUAGAUCUGAGUAUGCAAUGCAGGCCCAUCUUUUUGUGCAUAAGUUGUCCCAUUUCUUCUCUGUUUAUACGGCUAUGGGGGUGAUCCUUGGAAUACUUCUCUUCACUUGCACUCCAAUUUACAAAAACAUAGUUUCUGGAGCCUUCUAUAAUUAUAAAACGGGAAACGUUACAUUCGAGCACUCCGUUUACUAUCAACUACCUUUCGAUUAUGAACACGAUAUUAGAGGUUAUGCUUUAUUAUUCACAUUUAAUUGGUACAUAACAUUCAUAUGUUCUUCCUGCUUUGGCACAUUCGACUUGUUAAUGGCUGUAAUUGUAUUCCACGUUUGGGGACAUUUGAACAUACUCAUCAAAAGCUUGGAAAAUUUCCGAAGACCUAAAGCGAAAACAGGCGAAACUGUUGAAUGGUUUUCUAAGGAAGAAAUGGAACAGGUUUCAUCUGAACUAAAAGAGAUUGUUAAGCAUCACAAUCUAAUCAUAGAGUUUACAACAAGAAUGGGGGCAGUUUUUGGACCUGUAUUGAUUAUUUAUUACAUUUUCCAUACUGUUAGUGGAUGUGUAAUGCUAUUGGAGUGUUCCCAGAUGAAUCCGGAAGCUUUGAUUCGUUACGGCUCAUUAACAUUCCUAAUAUUCCAACAAUUGACACAAAUAUCAAUAGUGUUCGAACUUUUGAGGACUACGAGUUACAAUUUGAUAAACGCUGUAUACAGCGUACCAUGGGAGUGCAUGGACAAUUCGAACAGGAAGACUGUACACAUAAUUUUGUUACAAUCACAGAGGAUGUUGGCUAUUAAAGCAAUGGAUAUGGUUAAUGUGGGAGUGCAAACUAUGGCUACGAUAAUGAAGACUUCUAUUUCAUACUUCAUCAUACUACGCACAUUUGCAGAAUAGGACUAAUAAUGCUACAUAAAAGUAAAAUUUUAUUUAUACUUUAUCACUAAUCUAACUAUACAAUAUCGCAAGAAUAUCAUGUAAUUUGAAAUAGGCACUUUAGUAUAUCACACUUUAUUGUUAAUGAUAAGCAGUUUAAAUAAAUAGGAUUUCACACACA
Maniola jurtina (meadow brown) is the source of this 1481-nucleotide messenger RNA. It is a transcript of the gene Or-1, whose product is annotated as odorant receptor 13a-like. The record is from RefSeq and is a predicted model, not a curated record. Gene Ontology annotation, molecular function: olfactory receptor activity; odorant binding. The coding region runs from base 50 to 1321 and encodes 423 amino acids. Gene Ontology annotation, biological process: detection of chemical stimulus involved in sensory perception of smell; sensory perception of smell. The transcript is spliced from 8 exons. NCBI's taxonomy places the organism in Eukaryota, Metazoa, Arthropoda, Insecta, Lepidoptera, Nymphalidae. Gene Ontology annotation, cellular component: plasma membrane.